AUGGAUGAAUCUUUCCAACUCUAUGACCUUCGCGUCGAGGUGGUGUGUCCACCGGGGAAGCGAAUUAUGUGCGGAGCCAAGGAAGGCGAUUAUUUUACUCUUAAGGGCGAAAUGAUGUACUUGCCUCCCGGCCAGGGUAUUAGUAUCUACAGUCUAGCUUCGGUUCUGCCCUUGUUGGCCUCUAAACAACGAAUGACUCACGAGAAUGACUGGAUGACCACCGAUGCCAGCAUUGCUUGUCCUGAUCCUCAUUGUCCCUCGCAAUUGAAAAUUAUUCGGACGGGUAUCACUACUUUUAAUCAUUCGGAGACAACGGUGGUUCCCAAGACUGCUUGA
Penicillium soppii is the source of this 336-nucleotide messenger RNA. RefSeq names its product TIGR04076 family protein. The transcript has 2 exons. The record is from RefSeq and is a predicted model, not a curated record. NCBI's taxonomy places the organism in Eukaryota, Fungi, Ascomycota, Eurotiomycetes, Eurotiales, Aspergillaceae. Bases 1 to 336 code for a protein of 111 amino acids.